AUGCAAGGCCUUCCCGCUACCAUCGACGUCGAGAGGUUCGCGGAGGCGCGAGCUUUUGAGAUACGUGCUAUGGAGGACGCGAUGCAGAGCGCACGAGGCGCUAGUACUUAUCGUGCGUGGCAGGAGCUGCCAAGACAUCUUCGCCGCAGGGCAGCCAGUCAUGACGUCCGACGAGUGCCCGCUCGCCUGCGCGAAAAGGCUCGAUCUGAGGUGCGACGCUUGUUCAUGGACCCAGUGCAAAAGAAGAAAGCGAAUCGCGCUCUACCGAAACGAGGAAAAGCGAAUCGUAUUUCCCGAACCGAACAAUUGCUGAAGCGCCAACGGGACAAAACGUGGCUGGAGACGCAUAUAUGGCACGCGAAGCGUAUGCACAUGGAAAACAUGUGGGGUUAUAGACUGGCUGUGACGCCAACAGAAAAAUCGUACAGACCGUCCCAUCGUGCCAGUGUGCACGGAUCGAUUCUGCAUGAUGCUUCUUAUUACUCCUUGAUUGAGAUGAAAGGUCACCAUGAUAUGGUGGCUCUACUGCUUGAGAAGUGUUGCGAUUUCCAGGGACCUAGCCCCGGCGCCAUUCGGUUCACGUCCGGUACAAAGGUCAUGGAGACGCAUUUAUAUCACUACGGCCGUUACCCCCUCGGAUUGAUUGCACCAGCUACCAUAAUCUGGCGGCCGAACACGGCCGAUGCUGGACCGUCCCAUCAGACGCACGAGAAGAAGGCAGGAUCAAGGGGCAAGGCAAAGAGAAAAGGCAAAGAUGUAGAGAUCUUUGCUCCGAACUAUGAACCACAUAGAGAACGAACGGUCUGGAUACGCUGUCAUCCGGCCGCUUUCGAGGAUGUGUUUCGCGCUCUCCAGACCAGCGCAUCUUUCGCGCUGGAGACGGUCAAGGGCGCCACGGAUGAGCAGGGAGAACCCAAAAAGUACGAGGUCGAGAUUCUAGAUUUGCGGGAUGGCGUCAACGUCUUCGAGAUCAUGGGCCCGAAAGCAAGCCAGGUUCUGCACGGUGCGCUCACUCCAUGCCAAACCCAACAGCGACCAGAAUUCAAAAAGUUCUGGUCGUCUUUGGCGAAUCUACAAUCUGCAGGAUCGGUGCCUCGCGGAAUGGUGAUUGGAUGCACAGUGGAGGAUCCGAGACUCGACUUCCCGCCCAAGAACACUAAGAUCGCAUCUCAUGGCAACGGUAAUCCCAGCCUUACUGCUGUUGCGAUGACUCCUUCGACUACCCUUGCUCAAAGUGAUAUCUGGCUGUCCGAUACAAGGAAGAGCCUCAGUCAACCGAAGUUCAAGAAAAAGGAUAUUGACAAGAGAAAGUCGGAGAAUCUUGUUCCCGGAAGCGCCCUUCAUCCGACACCAGACGACAACCGCGUGCCAAUACUGUUGAUUCAACGCUCUGUCGAGAAUGCGUCGCAUGGAUUGGAAGGUUCCAGCUCAGCCCCAUCAUCGUCUGCCGUUCAUGGCUGGUCUCUUAUCGUCCCAGCGGGGUGGGGCAUGCCAUUCCUCUCGUCGCUUGUGUACACAGGCACGCGAGUCGGUGGUCAACGCGAACGUGCAGUACAGGCCUUCGAGGCUGGGAUGGCGUAUUAUCCUCGCGACUACCCGCCUACCAUUGCAUACAACGAGGACGCCGCGAAACACGAGAAAGCCGAAAGGGACCGCUGGGAGCGGACGCCACCUGCAAAGCGAGUAAAUUACGAGCGGCUGGGUACGCGGAGCCCAUGGACUGCGGAUUGGGAGGUUGUACUCGGUCUCACCCCACCACCUCAAUCGCGGGAACGAGAGCAAGGGUUUCUCAGCACUCAGCGUAGCUUAAGGGACGACGACGGAGAGGACGACGAACAGGACGGCGACGAAGAGGGUGACGAAGAGGAAGCUGGCCGGGGAAAGAGCGACGAAGGCGAUAUCAGCGCUGAGGAAGCGAUGGACGUUGCGGAUGCCAACGCAAACGCUGAGGUCAAGGGACCCGACUGCUGGCUUCUCCGUGGGGUUACAACGGAGGAAAUCGUCCGGAAGCUGGGCAAGACCAUAGAUCAGGCGUCGGCUUUGUUGGCGGAGGUGAACCAGCUUCGCAUGAAACGCGGUUUCGGUGACUUGGGUUCCCAAAUAUCUGCACAAGACCUUUUGCGAUCAGCAUUAGUGGGCGUGAAAAUCGUCAUGACAGGCCGAGGAGCGCCGGAGAACCUUGCUCUGAUACACACCAUUUGCGAUAACGAAGCAAGGCAAUGGCUGACGCUCGAAGCGCGUAGGAAGAGCCUCUCGACCGCCGUCCAUGACGAGGACGAGAUACCCGAGGAAAAGGAGAUGGGUGAACUACCUGCACUACAGGAAUCAAUAAUCGGCUACGUUACUGCAGGAAACUUCUCGUUAUCUAGAGGGAAAGGACACGCCGUCGGUUGUGUUGCCUUGACGCGACUUUUAAAGCUGUAUGAGCAAGCCAAGCGCCUGAAAACUGCACAUCUGCUUGUCAAAAUCCGUGACAGAAACAGUGUGACCUGCCGAGGGGCCCACAUUGAAUUACUUGAGCACAAUGGCCGCACAUCCUCAUGAUUUUCAUCUGACAUGCGUGUUGCACCGCGGACACGACAGUCUUACAACUUUGUACUCUACGCGCACUUUCAUUCAGGCAUAAAGGUCAUCUUCAUCACUGAAAUUACUAGUACUGCUCUGGGCAA
Messenger RNA from Punctularia strigosozonata HHB-11173 SS5, 2669 nucleotides. Its product is annotated as POP1-domain-containing protein. The record is from RefSeq and is a predicted model, not a curated record. The transcript has 12 exons. Gene Ontology annotation, cellular component: nucleolar ribonuclease P complex; ribonuclease MRP complex. NCBI's taxonomy places the organism in Eukaryota, Fungi, Basidiomycota, Agaricomycetes, Corticiales, Punctulariaceae. Gene Ontology annotation, biological process: tRNA 5'-leader removal. The coding region runs from base 1 to 2544 and encodes 847 amino acids.